AUGGCCGACUUCAUUGAAGCCUGGUACUCGGACCUGCUAGCGACAGCGGCCGAUGGACUCACGGGAACGACACAGGCAUCCAAUUAUAGGGGAACUAUCACAGGGUCUACACAUGUGGAACGCCUUCUAGAGAUCAUGAGGACAGAUCUACAAUAUGGCCUACGCUACAAAGGUUUGAUAGAUUACGCAUGCGGCCUCAAGGAAAGUGACUUUAAAGAACUGCUGGCUCAGGUGCUAAUAAAAAGCUGUUUGGUAUUUGAAAAUCCUCUUGAGGAACUUCAAUCACUUCUGCAUUGCCUAAAGGAGAAAUUUGGCCGAGUCCCUGUGCCAAUACAAAAAGAGCUGGGCAUGGGAGAUGAUUUAUUUGUUGACAAAUUCACAGUUUACGUAUUUUGGAUCUGCAACAACUUAGAGUAG
Eimeria maxima is the source of this 417-nucleotide messenger RNA. RefSeq lists its product as hypothetical. Lineage: Eukaryota; Apicomplexa; Conoidasida; Eucoccidiorida; Eimeriidae. The record is from RefSeq and is a predicted model, not a curated record. The transcript has 3 exons. The coding region runs from base 1 to 417 and encodes 138 amino acids.